Molecule: messenger RNA, 2694 nt
Organism: Pyricularia grisea
Lineage: Eukaryota; Fungi; Ascomycota; Sordariomycetes; Magnaporthales; Pyriculariaceae
Exons: 2
Coding region: 619-1743 (374 amino acids)
Cellular component (GO): mitochondrion
Source: RefSeq, a predicted model, not a curated record
CAUCACCGCGCCAUUCAUCCCAGAGCUGCCAGCCAAGUGCGGGGUGCAUAACACGUUCCAGACUUUGGCUGUGGUUCAAUUCAUCCAAUUGACUCCAAACACCACCCUCCUUUUCCCGGCAAUACAUCCGCUUUCCCCUCUUACAGACGCCAGUGCCUCCCUACCUGCUUCAUCUCUACUGUAUUCACGCUAUUGUUGCAUUAUCGACCCCGUUCAGUUCAAGUUGCGGCACCCCUCAGGAAUAACCACGCUUUCUGCCUGCAUAGGACCGAAUCACACGACUGACUGCAUCGCUGCUGUGCCUGCCACUGCUUCAAUUGCUGCUGCUGCCGCUGCCACAUCUGUCUCUGCUUCACUCCGACCGUUGGCUGCCCGACUUAAUCGAUUCACACCACCCCCCAUCAACGUUUUCGCCAAUAACAGUCUUUCAACAAAUUAUUUUGACCUCUUGUGAUACGCCGCUCGAGAAUUCAGGAUUUGUUGCAAUCGACGUACCUCUAGUUCCAAGGCUCCGUUUUCGGCCUGCCUUGUAGAUCAGGCCUGCAUCCGAUAACUUCUUCAAUUUGACUGGAUACAAUUAUUACCUUGCUUCACUACUCACCAUCACGACUUGCAAACAUGCUCUCUCGCCGUGUCCUUCGGGACGCAACUACCCCGCUCCGCAGCGCCUCGCGGUGCUUUGCAACCACGGCAGUGGCUAGGCAACAGCCGAAGCAGAGAGCUCCCUCCCUCGCCGAUAUCGAACCCAAAAGGCAGGCAACCUUUGCGGAGAAGCAGAAGGCGUUUCGGCAGCAGUUAGCAGAGGCGCAGAAGCAGCGCGAUGCCAGUUUGUCCACUUCCUCCCCUACCUCUACUUCCCCUUCCUCUUCCCACAGCAGCUCCGAAGCCGAAAGCAUCCCAGGGAGCGGACAGGGCUUGGGCUCACUUAGCACCGCCACCUCUAAAGGAACGGCCGUCGAUGCUGCCAAGGCCGCGGAUCCGGAAGAGCCUCCGCGUAAGCUUGGCCCGUUGACCAGCCUAAUCUACGGAACAAAGGAGGGUCGCGAGAUGGAUGCACAGAUCGAGGCCAGCUUCAGCCAGGUCCUUGCACGUGGCAAGUACGUGCAUUCUAUAGUGUUCCACGAGGUUAAGCACAGCAAGACGGACGAGUAUAUCGAUCUCGUUGGCAAGUGGUACCCUCGCAUGGCUUCUAAGCCUGAGAAUAAGGUUCAUCUUGUUGGAAGCUGGAGGACCGAGGUUGGAGACUGCAAUACUUUUGUUCACAUAUGGGAGUAUCAGGGCUACAACGGAUACCACGAAUCACUCAACUCGAUUUCAAGGCACCCAGAGUUCCCGGCUUUUAAUGAUAAGCUCAAGAGCCUCAUCGUAUCCAAGAACACAUCACUUAUGCAGGAAUUCUCCUUCUGGCCUACAACCCCUCCGCGACAGCUGGGUGGGCUUUUCGAGCUGCGAUCAUACACGUUGCACCCAGGCAACCUCCUUGAGUGGGAGACACACUGGCGUAGGGGAUUGAAGGCACGCCGUGAGGUCAUGGAGGGCGUGGGAGCCUGGUUUGUCCAGAUUGGAGACCUCAACACGGUUCACCACCUCUGGCAGUUUGCCGACCUUGAGCAACGCAAGGUCACGCGUGAGAAGAGCUGGGGCAUUGAGGGUUGGAGCGAGACGGUGCACAAGACGGUGCCGCUCAUCCAGACUAUGAAGUCUAGGAUUCUGGUACCACUGCCGUGGUCUCCAGUUGCUUGAGGCGUCUCACACUUGACCGAGCUGCUCAUAUUCUAACCAUAGAUCAUUUGGGUCUUUGGGCUCAGCAUACCUGUACACUGCGAUUGCGUUGCAUGGUGCAUUUUCUUUGUGUCUAGGGGUUUCUCUUUUGUCGUUAUUAGGCUCAUUACCGUUGUGUUUGUUUGAAUCAGCUGUGCGGAUAUUAGUACAUUUAGAUUCGGCGCAAUAACAAAAGGAUAUCCAGCUCAUUUCUGUCAAGGCAACCUAAGCAUAGUCAAAUGAUCAAUUGACGUCUCAUUCAGUCUUCCAGCUCCUCUCCCAUGACAGCGGCGAGAUUACGUCUAGCCAUAGUCAAAGUAUGGCUCAAGGCACCUAGCUUGGCAGACAAAGACAUCAAGCUCGGGUCUGCGCUCUCGACCCGUAUUUUCUCCCUCACGUAGACUUGCAACGCGUCACCAUCCUUUUCUCUGCCGCCCGCAGCCCCGCCAGGAUUCCUGCUGCUGCUCCGCCUGGUGCUAUCCCUCGUUCCCGACAGCACGGGAGCCCCGCUCUGACUGGGUGGCCUCUUGGCGCUCAGCGUGGGCGAGGUCCUCGGCCCGUGUCGGCGGUGUUCCUCCUCAUCACCGCCACCCGCAGGCUUCCCGUCCAGGCCGGCGCAGCAGUAGCCAAAUAUGACGUCGCUCUCGUCGUGCUCGAGUCGGCGGGCCGUGCCGAUGGCUAGGGCGAACUUCAUGCCGAACGACGGCGUCGUGUCGGCCGGCUCCAGCGUCCGCACCCACAGCACCAGCGCCGACUCCUGAAGCGAAAAGUAUAUGGAUAUGUUGUGCAGCGGGUUCCCGGCCGAGGCGUCGGGCUGCUGCUGUGGCGCGGAGAGGAAGCUGUUGAGGUUGGUGGCCGGUGGUGGUGGCGCGGGUGGCGCGAGGAAGUGCCCCGGUGCGGCGGACAGCGUCGUCCACCCCGGGUCCGUGUCCG